Molecule: messenger RNA, 732 nt
Organism: Acanthosepion pharaonis
Lineage: Eukaryota; Metazoa; Mollusca; Cephalopoda; Sepiida; Sepiidae
Source: the annotation of a GenBank genome assembly
AUGGACUCUCCCGGGUGGGAACCUGAGCUGAUGACAAUUCGGCUGGAGGGUAAAGACGUGUAUCCAGCCCGGAUUCUUGGUGGAAAUAUAGAUGCUUUUUCUUCACCGAAGUUUGUUUUGGUGAAGACGAGGUGGAUGUCAGAUAAUGAGGCACGAAAUUGUUACAACUGUGUCGUCAAAUUUACCCAGAUCCGCCGCCGUCAUCACUGUCGACAAUGUGGCAAGAUUGUCUGCGGGAAAUGCUGUAAAGAAAAGGUUCCCUAUACCACUGUCUUCUUUCCAUCUUUAUGUGCCCUAUACCAGUGCCUUCUUUCCAUCUUUAGGUGCCCUAUACCAGUGCCUUCUUUCCAUCUUUGGGUGCCUUAUACCAGUGCCUUCUUUCCAUCUUUAGGUGCCCUAUACCAGUGCCUUCUUUCCAUCUUUGGGUGCCCCUAUACCAGUGCCUUCUUUCCAUCUUUGGGUGCCCUAUACCAGUGCCUUCUUUCCAUCUUUAGGUGCCCUAUACCAGUGUCUUCUUUCCAUCUUUGGGUGCCCUAUACCAGUGCCUUCUUUCCAUCUUUGGGUGCCCUAUACCAGUGCCUUCUUUCCAUCUUUGGGUGCCCUAUACCAGUGUCUUCUUUCCAUCUUUGGGUGCCCUAUACCAGUGUCUUCUUUCCAUCUUUGGGUGCCCUAUACCAGUGCCUCCUUUCCAUCUUUAGGUGCCCUAUACCAGUGUCUCCUUUCCAUCUUUAG